AUGCGUACUAUAAUGCGUGUCAGAAGAAUGCCUCGACGUGGAAUUGUGCUGAGUCUUUCCGCGAACGGUACCGCUAGACUGAUAUUCCGUGGGGAUCGCUCAGGAUUUGCGGGUAUGCUCGAAACCGAUGGCGGCGAAACCUUCUCUGUCUCCGGUAAACUUACGAAAGACAGUCCCGACCCAAGUUCAUCGUCUGAGCCUUAUAUCAUGGACAUUUUAAUAGUCGAAGGCGAUACUGGCUCGUCAUUCAAGCUGGACCAUGUCGAAGUAUUUGCUGACGGACCCAAGGUUACAAUCAGAAACCCUGCCAUCAGCUUUUCGACGACCAAGCGGUUUAUCGGAGCAAAGGCAGAUGUUGUUAUUCAUCAGUAUUUGAAGCCCGGUAUGAUUGACGACGAUGACAAGGAAGUAUUCGUCGGACCAAUGGAGCUUUGCAUCCUAGCCAAAGAAAUUUUCAAGGAGAGCAUACGACGCGAGUCCGUAUGUGAACAAGACGUUAUUUUGGAACAAUCUGAUGACUUUCUCGCUUAG
Haemonchus placei is the source of this 531-nucleotide messenger RNA. The record is from the annotation of a GenBank genome assembly. Lineage: Eukaryota; Metazoa; Nematoda; Chromadorea; Rhabditida; Trichostrongylidae.